Molecule: messenger RNA, 617 nt
Organism: Centropristis striata (black sea bass)
Lineage: Eukaryota; Metazoa; Chordata; Actinopteri; Perciformes; Serranidae
Gene: cebp1
Product: CCAAT/enhancer binding protein (C/EBP) 1
Biological process (GO): DNA-templated transcription; myeloid cell differentiation; regulation of transcription by RNA polymerase II
Molecular function (GO): RNA polymerase II cis-regulatory region sequence-specific DNA binding; DNA-binding transcription factor activity, RNA polymerase II-specific
Source: RefSeq, a predicted model, not a curated record
GUCGAUCUGUCGGAGGAAGCUGAUCGUUUCAGAGAGUCAUGAUGUCUGAUUCCAGGGUGUCCUCUGUCAUUCAGGAGUGGGCCAGCUCGUACCCGGGCCCGGCCCACAGCCAGCCCCUGAACCCUAGCAUGAGCAACCAGCUGGCCCAGAUGGACAUGCUGCAGUACCAGGCCCCGGGGCUGGGGAGGGGGGGCGGGGAGGACCGGGGGUCUGAGACCAUGAUGGGCAUGUCCUACCUGCCGUACUCGUCCUCCUGCCUCAGCAGCACCUCCAGCUCCAACCACCACCAGAGCCACGCCGCCACCCAGCAGGACUUCUCGUCCUUCCUGCUGCCGGCGCUGCGGGCCCCGGUCAACAAGCGCAGCAUCAGUAAGGACAGUCCGGAGUACCGGCAGCGCCGCGAGAGGAACAACAUCGCUGUGAGGAAGAGCCGGGACAAGGCCCGGCGCAGGAUCGUGCUGACCCAGCAGAGGGCCAUGCAGCUGCAGGAGGAGAACCAGAAGCUGCAGAUGAGGAUGGGACAGCUGACUCAGGAGCUGGACACUCUCAAACACAUCCUGUCACAGCGCCACCUGCAGGGCCCCGAGGACGCAGCAGCAGGGGACGCCUCCAUCUAG